AUGUUGUUCAAUAUAAAAGAUCAAUUAGUGUGCUACAUUUCAUUUUUAGUUAUUUUGGAAGGGAUACUUAUGUAUCAUACGUAUGCACAUAUUUCACUGAUCAAAGAUAAUAAAAAUGAUGGCUUGAAAUUCUUCAAACCUUGUCCUAAAUAUAACUACAAAUAUGAUAAUGCUUCUGGCAGUUUUAUGUGUACUGUACCAACGGCGAAAAAGUGCUAUGAAUUAUGUCAACAACAUGGAUGCAGUGAUUGGCCAUUUCAUAUACCAGUUUCACCGGCUGAUAGAAUAACUCGCAAUAAUUAUCGUUGUCGAUGUUUUCAAGAAUAUAAAACAUGUUUGUAUAAUCCAUUGUCAAGAAGACAGAUUAUUUCUGAUUGAGAUAUAAAAAAUACACAACAAAAAUAGAUCUAUAAUACACUCAAAUAUCAUACAUAUACACACUUACAAAUACGUUCUUAAUCGAACAGUUAAUUAAUCAACUGAGAUUUUUCACAGUAGUCAGUGUUAAUUGAACAAAGGCAACAAGUGAUAUCAUGUGCAAUUCCGAUUUUAGAAAAAAAAUCAUCUUUAAUGAAAACAUUAACUGACAAAUAUUUAAUGCAAUAGUAUGUAAUCAUUCAAUUCAUCUGAGCAUUUAUCCAUCUUUAAUUGAUUCGUAGAUUUACUUAAUUGAAU
Molecule: messenger RNA, 675 nt
Organism: Trichobilharzia szidati
Lineage: Eukaryota; Metazoa; Platyhelminthes; Trematoda; Strigeidida; Schistosomatidae
Source: the annotation of a GenBank genome assembly